AUGCCAACACCACAUCUGAGAGGGAGUGCUCAGUUAAGGGCUCAGGUGGCUGUAAAGGGACAACCUGAGAACAUUGGAGACCAGAUAAAGAGACUGAUCCAGAAGUUUAUAACAAAACAAGAAACCAUCAGCUUGGUGGUUGUUCCAUCCAACGUGGACAUAGCAACCACAGAGGCUUUGAAGAUGGCACAGGAGGUGGAUCCCAAUGGAGACAGGACUUUGGGUAUCUUGACCAAGCCUGACCUGGUGGACAAAGGCACGGAAGAGUCCGUGGUGGAAAUAGUCCGUAAUUUGGUCAUCCACCUGAAGAAGGGCUACAUGAUUGUCAAGUGCAGGGUACAGAAGGAGAUCACAGAGAGGGUGUCUCUGACUGAAGCAAUAGAAAGAGAGAAAGCCUUCUUCAACGAUCAUGUACAUUUCCAGAUUCUCUACGAUGAAGGCCGUGCCACUGUUCCUAAACUGGCAGAAAAACUCACCCUUGAGCUGGUGCUUCAUAUCAAGAGAUCUCUGCCUCAACUGGAAGAGCAGAUAAAGAUGAAACUAGCACAGACUCAGGCAGAGCUGGACAAAUAUGGCAGUGGACCCCCAGCUGAGGCCGCUGAGAGACUCUGUUUCCUCAUUGAUAGAGUGGCGGCGUUUACAAAGGAUGCUAUCAGUCUCACCACAGGGGAGGAGAUCAAAUUUGGAGGCAGGCUCAACAUGUUUGCCAUACUCAGAAAAGAGUUUGCAUGA
Molecule: messenger RNA, 732 nt
Organism: Anoplopoma fimbria (sablefish)
Lineage: Eukaryota; Metazoa; Chordata; Actinopteri; Perciformes; Anoplopomatidae
Product: interferon-induced GTP-binding protein Mx-like
Exons: 7
Coding region: 1-732 (243 amino acids)
Biological process (GO): defense response to virus
Cellular component (GO): cytoplasm; membrane; microtubule
Molecular function (GO): microtubule binding; GTP binding; GTPase activity
Source: RefSeq, a predicted model, not a curated record